Molecule: messenger RNA, 2151 nt
Organism: Sebastes umbrosus (honeycomb rockfish)
Lineage: Eukaryota; Metazoa; Chordata; Actinopteri; Perciformes; Sebastidae
Gene: fus
Product: FUS RNA binding protein
Exons: 15
Coding region: 156-1931 (591 amino acids)
Biological process (GO): regulation of DNA-templated transcription
Cellular component (GO): nucleus
Molecular function (GO): transcription coregulator activity; RNA binding
Source: RefSeq, a predicted model, not a curated record
AGGAACUGCAGCUCUGGACUGUUGAAGGGACACCGGUGUUUCUGGUUCAUCCAUCUUCAUCUCGGUCACCCUCCUCCUCCUCCUCGGUUCAGCUAACAACAAACACUGUCUGAUUGGCUUUAUUGAAGGUUAAAGGCUGUUUCUCGUUCGUCUGAAUGGCGUCUAACGAUUAUUCCCAAACACCUGGCCAGGGCUAUGGGUCCUAUGGUGGAGGAGGUGGAGGUGGUGGUGCUAACCAGGGCUAUGGUCAGUCUUCUGGCCAGAGCUACAGCCAGCAGAGCUACGGAGGCUACAACCAGAGCUCUGAGAGCAGCCCCAGCUCCUACGGCCAGGGAGGAGGAUAUGGUAGCUAUGGUGGUCAAUCCCAGUCAGGAUACGGUUCUCCACCAUCUAACCAGGGUGGUGGUGGUGGUGGUGGUGGCAGUGGUGGUGGUUAUAAUCAGUCCUAUAGCCCCGGAGGUUACAACAACAGCAACCAGCCCUCCAACAUGAGCUACAACCAGCAGUCAUCCUUCUCUGGGUACAACCAGCAGCAGCCUCCUCCUUCAUCCUCCGCAGGCUACGAAGGUAACUCGCAGGCUUCUGGCUACAACCAGCCACCGAGCGGUGGACAGAGUGGAGGCGGUUACGGCAGCAGUGGAGGUCCGACUGGUGGCUAUGGGGCCAGCGGGGGCCACCAACAGCCAUCCCAACACGGGGGAGGUCAUUAUAACCAGCCUCCGAGUUACAGCUCCCCCCCUCCACAGAGCUACAGCCAGCAGAGCCAGUAUGGUCAAGGUGGAGAAUAUGGAGACGAAAGCCCACCGUUGAGCGGAGGAGGAGGAGGAGGAGGAGGAGGAGGAGGAAGUUACGGCGACCCCGAUGGAGGUUACGGAGGUCAGGAUGGCCGCGGUGGCAGGGGCCGUGGGGGCGGAUUUGGGGGUCGCGGUGGUGGUGGAUAUGAUCGUGGUUUUGACCGAGGUGGCCGAGGCGGACCAAGAGGAAGAGGAGGCAUGGGAAUGGGCGAUCGUGGAGGAUUCAAUAAGUUUGGUGGACCAAGAGACCCGGGCCAUGGACAUGGAGGACCCGGCUUCAUGCCAGACCAGGAUAACUCUGAUAAUAACACCAUCUUCGUACAAGGCCUGGGAGACGACUACACUGUUGAAUCAGUGGCAGACUUUUUUAAGCAGAUUGGGAUCAUUAAGAUCAACAAGAAGACAGGCCUGCCGAUGAUCAACCUGUACACAGACAGAGAGACAGGGAAGCUGAAGGGGGAGGCCACAGUGUCCUUCGACGACCCCCCCUCGGCUAAGGCUGCCAUCGACUGGUUUGAUGGUAAAGACUUCAAUGGAAAUCCUAUCAAGGUGUCUUUUGCCACCCGCAGAGCUGACUUUGGAGGCCGAGGCGGUAUGAGGGGAGGCAGAGGACGAGGAGGGCCGAUGGGUCGUGGUGGAUUUGGAGGUGGUCGAGGUGGAGGUUUCCAAGGAGGCAAUGGAGGCAAUGGAGGCAAUGGGGGCGGUGGAGCAGGAGGAGGAGGAGGGGGAGGAGGAGGUGGUGGAGGAGGUGCUGGAGGAGGAGGAGGAGGAGGAGGACAACAGAGAGCCGGAGACUGGAAGUGUUCAAACCCCAAUUGUGGCAACCUGAACUUCUCGUGGCGUAAUGAGUGUAACCAGUGCAAGGCCCCGAAACCAGAGGACGCCGGAGGGAUGUCCCCGAUGGAGAGAGGAGGUUUCGGAGGAGGAGAGCGCAGAGGGGGGUUUGAGCGGGGCGGCUUCAGGGGCCGAGGUGGCGACCGCGGGGGGCUUCAGAGGGGGGCAGAGGAGGCGACCGCGGAGGCGACCGCGGGAGGAUAUGGCCCCGGAAAGAUGGACGCAAGGGGUGACCACAGACAGGAGCGGCGGGGCCAGUCCCUACUAAACUUUGCAGUACAGAGACCAGUGCGUCCACACUGAGCCCAGCCACAUCUUCACCUUUUAUAUGACCCUGUUAACUUCAUUCUUUUCAUUCAGUGUGUAGAGAAAUGUGACGAUCCCUGUUCUCUGUGUUAUACUCCCUUCUUCUGCUCAGUGGGGCCUCAUUUAGAAUUAACAAUCUUAAGAUCACAUUACAUCUUAAAAGUGGCAUUAGACAAGUUGUUUUGUUUAACUUCUCAUUAUGUAGUCAUUUUGAUUG